AUGAGAUCAGUGACGGAAACCGUUUGCCUGUUUGUUGCUUCACUCAUCACCAUAAUCGAGAGCUGCUCACCCGGUUAUGGUUAUGGUUACGGUUGCCCAGGUGGUGGCCUUCUCUCAAACGUUCUAGGAGGCGUAGGCGUUGGAGCAUACGCUUAUGCUGGCGGUGGAGGAGGACUUGGCUACGGCCGUUGCGGUCCCCCAACAAUCUUCUAUCACUGGACCUGUUGUGACUAUAACGUCUAUGAAUGUUGUAUACAAUUGGAACCUUGGGUCAUAGUGCUCCUCGUUAUAUUCGGUAUUGGACUAUUCCUCUGCUGUAUUGGCUGCAUAGCUGCCUGUAUUUGGAGCUACAGUAGAAAUCGCUAA
This is a messenger RNA of Cylicostephanus goldi, 366 nucleotides long. NCBI's taxonomy places the organism in Eukaryota, Metazoa, Nematoda, Chromadorea, Rhabditida, Strongylidae. The record is from the annotation of a GenBank genome assembly.